Messenger RNA from Alligator sinensis (Chinese alligator), 1302 nucleotides. RefSeq names its product cellular repressor of E1A stimulated genes 1 (gene CREG1). The annotation marks the transcript as partial. The transcript is spliced from 4 exons. The record is from RefSeq and is a predicted model, not a curated record. NCBI's taxonomy places the organism in Eukaryota, Metazoa, Chordata, Crocodylia, Alligatoridae.
GGGUCGCGCGAUGUGGCCGUUGGGGCUGUGCCCUUCGCCAACGUCUUCUCCCUCAGCGACGGGCCGGCCGGUCCGGGCCAGGGCAGCGGCGUGCCCUACCUCUACCUCACCAACCUCGAGGUGUCCGUGCGCGACCUGCAGGUGAAUGCUAAUGCCUCCCUAACAGUGUCUUUAGCACAGACUCCUUACUGCAAGAAAAACAAGUAUGAUCCACAGAAUCCCUUGUGUGCCCACAUAAUCUUCGCUGGGACUGUUGUAAAGGUGAGUGAGACAGAAUCGGGUUUAGCAAAACAAGCAUUAUUCACUCGACACCCUGAGAUGGAAAGCUGGCCUCGAGAUCAUAACUGGUUCUUUGCCAAAUUCAACAUUACCAAUAUCUGGGUCCUGGACUACUUUGGUGGCUUGAAAAUUGUGACCCCAGAGGAUUAUUACAGUGUCAAACCCUAGUAGAAGAAUACUGUGGAUGAUCAUAAAAACGAACUGUUUGGGCCUUUCCUGUGCUUUCUAUUUGAAACUAUUUCCCACUGAGCCAAUAAUGAAAAAUCGGAUUCCUUCUACUUUUUUUAAUUGGCUUACUUUGGGUAUAUCCCCGUUUCUUGUGAUCUUGUUACUGAGACUUACUGGCAGGUAUUCAUGAAAAAUGAAUCUUCAAACCAUAUGUUCUAUUGCAGAAGAGAUGUUUAUUCAAGCUGGGCUGGUUAUUUGUGUGUCUAAUAUUCCCCAGAUUCUACAAGCUCAAUCCACAGUUCUAAGUAGUUUGGUUUAUUUGUUACAUAUAACAAUUUGCCUGUGUGCAAUCUGCAAGCAGACUGUGCAGGCUUAUCUGAAACUAAUGUAUUGGCUUAGCUCUACAUGUGCCUUACUUUAAAUUUCAUGUGUUUGUAGUAUAUUUAAAAAUAUUUUAACCAAAAUUAGCUUUGUUUUGCCUUUUGAGGCAGAGUAAACUAGCCAGCUGAAUUCUACAGAGUUACUUUCAUAUAUAAGGUGUAGAGUGCCGCUUCCACCAAGCUAGAGUAUGACCAGAUGGGAACCUGCGCUCUCGGAAAACCUUGAACAUUGAUCAGUGCAAUUGUAAUCUGUUCUGCUACCUAUAUGACACUCAUUGCUGUAAUAUGACUGUCUUUAUGCAAACCAGACAUGACCCUCUGGUUCCUGGUAAGUUUCUAGCACAGCAUUUAGUUGGGGGAUGUUUGUGUCCUUGUUCUUCAGAUUCAAGCUAUGGUUAGGAAAGUGUCUUUUUAUAUAUAACUCUUGGGAUUGUGGUUUUAUUUUUCCUGAAUAAAAUUAAUCAGUUCUCACUUU